Messenger RNA from Actinia tenebrosa (Australian red waratah sea anemone), 2582 nucleotides. RefSeq names its product filamin-A. Gene Ontology annotation, molecular function: actin filament binding. Gene Ontology annotation, biological process: actin cytoskeleton organization. The record is from RefSeq and is a predicted model, not a curated record. Lineage: Eukaryota; Metazoa; Cnidaria; Anthozoa; Actiniaria; Actiniidae.
GAAAACGACUAUCAGUCCAGACAAACUGUAGCACAGGAUAUUAAGAGUUGAGUGUCAAGACUCUCUGCAAGACCGGUGGAAUCUUUUUCCAGGAAACAGAAUUAAGACUUAAGAAUCUCCCUCUAGCGUAGAGGCAGUCCUAUAGUCCCCUUUGUGUCAAUCAUAGGAAUAUAUAAUUAUUGUAGUUUCAAUUCCUUGUCUGUCGUGACAAAAUGAAAGGUCAAACUAAUAUCAUUUAUCGACCGGAGGUUUUCAACAGCAAUUGAACAAACUGUGAAUGCUGUCUUCUUCUUUUUUUACACAAGUGUCGAUUUUCUUCAAAUUAAUGCAAAAGCUAGUGACAGUGUUUCUUUGGAAACCAAAGUGACUUUGAAACCGUCAGAGAAAAUGGAAAUGAGACUGGAAUCGGUUACUGGACAAACGAGAGUCGUUCGACGAAGAGCCUUCACUAAAUGGGUUAACUUUCAUCUGAGCCAACGCUCUCUGAGUAUAGACGAUCUUAUAGACUUAUCGGACUGUUUUGUGACCAUAAAACUAUUGGAAAUCCUCAGUCAGAGGAAGGUACCUAUACGAUAUUCAGGACAACAACCUAUUAGAAUAAAACAAAGAGAUUGUUGGACUAAAAUAUUCGAGUUCUUGAGGAGCCAAGACUUUCCGUCUGUUAUCGACGAAGAGGAUUUAGAUAGCCUUUCUCGAGGCUCUGUUGAUAUUCUUCUAGCGUUUGUUUGGUUUCUUAUUGAAGUCUACCUCAUCGAACCUUGCAGAACAACAAUGUUGGGCAAGACUCAGAGCUCAGCACGGAAGUUCAUUCUAUCUUGGGUACAGCAAAAGUUGCCCGGCAGAAAUAUCAAUAACUUUGAUGAAGACUGGAAAGACGGAGUUGCCAUUUGUGAGCUUGUGAAUGCGCUUCAGCCUGAUGCUAUACCUUCUAAUCUGUACUCUGAUAAAACAAACUGCGAAGGAAAUGUCAAGCUUGGGAUUCAGGUCGCUCAUGAUAAAUUUGGCAUACCUCAGAUCAUCUCCCCUUUUGACAUUGCAACUUCACACAUCGAUGAACUAAGUAUUCUAACCUACAUUGCUUUGUUUUGUAAAUACGAGAGCUUGAUCAAAGGAGACACCAACAACAACAAGGCCACCUCAAGCUCCCAUAGAGAGAAUUCUGUCUGCAAGGCGUACGGCUCCGGACUGAAGAGCGGAGAGAUAGGCAAGGUAGCGGAGUUUAUCGUAGAACUACAAGGUGCUAAAGCCUCAGACAUAACCAUAGCAAUUGAGUGCAAGCCCACUUAUGGCGGGUACGACGAGAAGCCGGAACUAAGCGUCAAAUCUGUCGGUAGGAGUACUUAUGUUGUCAAGUAUAUUCCCACAAAACCAGGAGAGUACAUCAUCAGUGUUUUACACUGUGGGGCGCACAUCCUGAGAAGUCCUUUUCACUUGUCCGUGACUGGACCUGCUGGGCAAAAUGGUAUAAUCGAUGAAAUGAACGGCUCAGUAACAAAGAAUAGCAAGACAGGAUCACUUGAAUCAAUACCAGGGAUACGAGAAACACUGAGAGAUACUGCUUUACCGGUAUUCAAGUCCAUGAAAGAGGCACCCAAUCAUGACAAGACAGAUUCUGGUUCAUCCAAUCAUGCUAACGGCGCGCAAUCCUUAAAUUCCUCGACUCCGGUCGUACAGGUUCGUGAUUUAUCACUUGAAAUUCCUAUGAAUACUGCCGAGGGUCCUGGUCUCGUAGCUGGUGAAGUAGGACGCGUGGGAAAAUUCACCGUUAUCACAGACAACAAUACCAAAGGCCCUCUAAGUGUUUGUAUCAGCUGUCCCGCAGUCUCGAUACCCGUCCCGUACGUCAAAAGCGAGAAAAAGAGCACCCAUACCGAGCACCGGGUACUUUACAUCCCGACAGAACCAGGAACCUACGAGAUCUUUAUCAAAUGGGGCGAAAAUGGAAUUCGAGGAAGCCCUUUUAAGGUUUUUAUCAACGAUGUGAAUCUGGACGAACUCAGUGCAGCUGGUGAUGCUGAUCCAGAAGAUCUUGGUGGUAGAGGAAAAAUCAGGGUUUACUAUGCUGCUACGUCUAUGAAACCAAGGGCUCAAAGAGACAAGCAGCUCCUAGAGACGUUUCUACGAGGAAAACACAUUUCGAAUCGGCCUGAUUUUGAUUCUUGGAUUGCACUAGAUGUCGGAAUGAGUCGAGCACAGAGGGAAAAGGUGUUCAAAAAGGCAGGACAUAGGUCAACUCCAAUGCUGUUCGUCAAUGAUCGGUACAUUGGUACCUAUGAAGAUGUGGUAAUAAUGGACAAAGAAGGUUUGUUUGACUCAUGUCUUGAAUACUGAGACAACAAAAGGUGAUAUCAUACAGCCACAGAAUAGAAAAGCGUUCGUUAGUAUUUAACUGCCGUACUACUACAGAAAGUAUUUUAAAGAAGCCUUUAAGCCCGACCAGCUACACUGGAGAAUUUUACAUCGAGGUCUGUUAUCUAAGUAUGGGGCAGACAUUACUUAGUGCUACAGCGGUAGAAAUUGGCCUGUAACCCAUGUAUGUAGUCCAUGCGGUAUGUAACCCAUGCGGUAUGUAACCCAUGCAG